This is a messenger RNA of Girardinichthys multiradiatus, 2642 nucleotides long. Its product is annotated as GTPase IMAP family member 1-like. Gene Ontology annotation, molecular function: GTP binding. Lineage: Eukaryota; Metazoa; Chordata; Actinopteri; Cyprinodontiformes; Goodeidae. The record is from RefSeq and is a predicted model, not a curated record. Bases 1030 to 1854 code for a protein of 274 amino acids. The transcript is spliced from 4 exons.
CCGUUCAACGUAAGAGCGGAAGUGACGAAGCGAAAGUAAACAAUCACAAGUUUCCUCGGUGGCCUCAUCGAACCUUUCUGGAUUCUUUUGCCUAAACAGGCGAGCUCGGGCCGGUCCGGACUGCAGAAAGGAUCACGUGACGCCAGAGUUCCGAACCUGCAUGUAGCUGUUCGGUCCAGGUGUGUAGGUUACGGCAGCUGAACCUGCAGCGGUCCUGAUCCAGGUUGAUGUCAGCAUCAGUAUGGUUCUAUAUCUCCAGCCUCCUGGCUCCAGAAGACACGAGUGGACGACUGUAGAGCUGAGGAGAAGUCCACCUGAGGAACCAGAUAUUAGCAGGAUCCUGAAGCUUCAGACAUGGAUUCCUGCUCUGAUCCUGACCUCACCAUCGUCCUCCUGGGAAACUCUGGUGUUGGUAAGAGCUCUUCAGGAAACACCAUCUUAGGACGAGCCGCGUUCGAGUCCAAGGCGUCUUUCAGUCCCAGUAAUGUCCCCGUCAGACAGGAAGCAGGACGAGUGUUUGGAAAACUGAUCCAAGUUGUUGACAUGGCAGGAAUCCUCGAGUUUGAGGAGCAGAUUAAAUCCUGCUGUGAGAAAGUCCUGCAAACCUUCAGACCUCAUCUGUUCCUGCUGGUGGUGAAAGUGGACCGGUUCACCACAGAGCAGAGGAAGGCAGUGGAGGCAGCCAUCAGGGUGGUUGGACAUCAGGCCUUCAAGCUGCUGUUUCCUGCUCUUCACACACGGAGACAGCCUGAAGAACACCUCGCUGCAGGACUUCAUCUUCAAGGACGACCAGAGCUCCCUUCCAGAUGUUGUUAGAAGGUUCUCUGAGAGGUUUCACAUGUUCAACAAUGAAGACGGAGGAAGACAGCAGGUCCAGGAUCUGCUGGUGAGGUCUGGACACUUGAAUAUUUCUUCAGCAGACGUUUCCAAUGAACCAUGUAACCAUGUAACCGGUCCGGAUGGUUCUGAUGUUCGAUGGUGGACAUCAGGGGUCUUCAGGAACCAUGGGACUGGUCCAGCUGAUGGUGGAUGCAUCAGGUUGAAGGAGAGAAGGAUCAUUCUGAUCGGACCUGCUGGAUCUGGGAAGAGUUCUGCUGGGAACACGCUGGGAACACGCUGCUGGGGUUCCAUCGGUUUGAACCUGACUGUGACUUUGAUGGAGUCAGACGGGGACCAGAGUGCGGUUCUGCAGAGGUGGACGGGGUCCAGCUCACUGUGGUGGACUCUGCAGGACUCCCAGGUGAAGGUCUGACUCUGGACCAGCUGGUCCGUGAAAUCAGUACCACGAUGGACCUGGCAGAACCAGGACCUCAUGUGUAUGUGUUUGUGGUGAAGAUCGGCUGGCUGUCCGGCGGAGACUCCCGGCUGCUCCGGAUCAUGACUCAGCUGCUUGACGGAAAUCUCUCCAAACAUGCCGUGGUGCUCUUCACUCACGGAGACGCUCUAGGAGGCCGGAGUAUCUCGGACAGGAUCCGGUCCAACCGCUGCGUGUCGGAGCUGGUGUCCCGCUGUGCAGGGAGACACUGCGUGCUGGACAACACUCGGACAGGAGACCAUCUGCAAGUGGAACGGUUCCUCCGGCUGAUAGACGAGACGAUUGAAGGGAACUCAGGACGUCACUGCAGCCCGGAGACCUUCAGACAAGCUGACAGGAAGUGGUCACGUGACCCAGAUCCCGGACAGACGCUCUGCAGCAGACUCUGGAUCGGAUUAUGCAAAUGUUUUCCUGCUGGCCUGGGUCUGCUGAGGGUUCUAUCUGCAGCUGGAUCAGUACAGACACUGCUGAUAGAUAUUGAUAUCCUAUCGAUACUUUUAUUGAUCCCAAUGGGCUACAUCCAAAGUUUAAGGACAUGAUGCUGGACCCAGGUUCUGCUGUGGGGGAAACAUCCAGACUCAGGAGUUUUAUGUUUUAAAAUCCAUCUUAUUAAACUGGGCCAGAUAAUCAAACCGGGCUGGGCUGAGGUUCAGAGUCUGACCUCUGCAGAGCGGCCCUCAGCUGUCUGCACUGACCUCAGAUCAGCUUCAUCAUCACUCCAGCUUCAACAGUGGCGGACUUAGUCAUUUGGGGCCCCCAGGCAAACCUUAGGGGCCCUCCCCCUAGUCUGCCGUAACGUACCAGUAGGUCCAGAGGGUUAAAGAUUCUGCAGGGCCGCCUGAGCUUCAUACCACAGUACUGUGAACCAGACAGAAGCGCAACAUAACUUCAAUACGACAAAACUACUCAUUAAAAUCUUUAUGGAAAAAACGUUGCUGUAUUAUUUUAAUAAAAAGGGUAGAGGUGAAAGUCCUACAUGAACAGAUUAUCAGAACUUUAUAUCAGGUCUUUUAGUUUCAGAUGAAACUUUGUAAAGAGCCUUGAGAUGACGUGUUGUGAAUUGGCGCUCUAGAAAUGAACUGAAUCAAGUGUCAACAGCUGAUGAAGAUCAGAUUAGUUUAUUAGUUUACUGGUUGCUGGAGUCUGGGUCAGAAAGGCUGCAGCUGCGUUUGGGUUUUGUUACUUCCAUGCAGAUGUUUUCCUAAAACUUGUUUUUUCUCUGCAUUACAUGUGCUGGGGGCUGCAUGGUGGCGCUGUUGGUAGCACUGUUGCCUUGCAGCAAGAAGGUCCUGGGUUCGAUUCCCAGCCGGGGGUCUUUCUGCAUGGA